Molecule: messenger RNA, 1158 nt
Organism: Musa acuminata AAA Group (dessert banana)
Lineage: Eukaryota; Viridiplantae; Streptophyta; Magnoliopsida; Zingiberales; Musaceae
Product: monoterpene synthase 7, chloroplastic-like
Exons: 5
Coding region: 1-1158 (385 amino acids)
Molecular function (GO): terpene synthase activity; magnesium ion binding
Source: RefSeq, a predicted model, not a curated record
AUGAGUGGGAUGAGCGUCUGCAUCAUCCUUGCGAUCGCUUGUACUUGCUUAGUCAAGCUGAGGCAUGCCUCUGGCAACAUAGCCGAGGGUCCCGCGUAUCACUUUAAGGAGGAUAUUAAGGAUGCUUUAUGGACAAUAUACCGUUCCACGGAAGAGGUGAACAUGUUGCUGAAGGAUAAUCUUCAUGCCACGGCUCUUAUGUUCAGGCUUCUCAGAGAACAUGGGUUUGAUGUUUCUGAAGGGGUAUUCUACCGAUUUAUGGAUGAGAAGGGAAACUUGAAAGCCAGCCUUCGCCACCAGACUGAAGGAUUGGUGAGCUUGUACGAGGCUUCCCAUCUUGCAAAGGAAGGAGAGCACGUGCUGGAAGAAGCUACGAACUUCACAACUAAACAGCUCAAGAGCCUCAUGGAGGGAUCACUUGAGCCUCAUCUCAGGGAGCACGUAGCCCAUGCCUUGGAGCUUCCAUUGAACUGGAGGAUGCCGAGGUUACAGACCAGGUGGUUCAUAGAAGCAUCCCAAUGGGAAGCGAAGAUGAACCCUGUCCUACUUGAAUUGGCUAAGUUGGACUUCGACAGGGUUCAGAUCAUAUAUCAGAGGGAACUCAGAGAAAUGUCGAGGUAUUUUAAGCUUGCUUUACUUGAAUCAUGUCUUGUGCAUUCUGCCCUCGUUUAUGAACCAGCAAACUUCAGCGCAAACUUAUGGCUAUCGAUCAGAUGGUGGAACAAUCUUGGGCUCGCGCAAAGGCUUCCAUUUUCCAGGGACAGGUUGAUGGAGAACUAUUUCUGGACGGUUGGCUGUGCUUUUGAGCCACAGUUUGCAAGAAUUAGGGAGGCGCAGACAAAAGCGAACUGCCUGAUAACAACAAUAGAUGAUGUGUAUGAUGUUUACGGCACCAUCGAUGAGCUCGAGCUUUUCACGGAUGCCGUCGAUAGAUGGGAUGUUAAGACAAUGGACAAAUUGCCAGAGUACAUGAAGAUAUGUUUUCUAGCCCUCUUCAACACUACAAAUGUCACCGCGUACAAUGUUAUGAAAGAGAAGGGUCUGGAUAUAAUUCCACACCUUAAAAAAGCACCCCUACUUCCUUGCCCGUGGCUAACGGCGAUGAGGGGGCACGAGGAGAGCGCGUCGGCAAGGAAGGGGCACGAGGAGGGGGUGUGA